ACAUAUGAUAAUUAACGCUCUAUGCACUCAAUCAAGAUCAAAUGAAACUUUGGAGAAUAUAUAUUUUUGUGAUCAUACAUCCGUUUAUUCACACCACAGAAGUAUGUCGUGGAGACGCUGUGCGGUUUGGUAUCCCUUUUUCUUGCUGCUUAUACUAAGGAUUAACGUUUUCGGAGUGCGCUUUUCUGUCAGAGAAGUUACAGACAAGGUUUGCACCCCAGUGAUGCCAGAACUGGCUCUGGAAGGUCCAUGCAAUAGGAAACAAUGCAACAGUAACAGCGAUUGCAGACGGGGCAAGAUCUGCUGUCUGACCAAGACUCAAAGAUGUCGGCGCUGUAUGAAUCCCGACAUCAACGGCAUGGUAUCACGGGAAGCAGGAGUCCAAUUCCAAAUCAGAAGCUGAACUUGUAGACGUUUGUAAAGAUACAUAUCUACAGAUAAAUUAAAAAGGGAAUCGAAGAGUUUAAUAAACAGACGGUUUCAUUGUUUUCAACAUCAAAAGCCAUUUUCUUACACUGUAUUAAUUGACAGAAUACAAUAAAAGCUGUACUUUUC
Messenger RNA from Ostrea edulis (European flat oyster), 555 nucleotides. RefSeq lists its product as uncharacterized. Bases 5 to 403 code for a protein of 132 amino acids. The transcript is spliced from 3 exons. The record is from RefSeq and is a predicted model, not a curated record. Lineage: Eukaryota; Metazoa; Mollusca; Bivalvia; Ostreida; Ostreidae.